Aspergillus vadensis CBS 113365 is the source of this 1903-nucleotide messenger RNA. Its product is annotated as sugar transporter. The transcript has 2 exons. The record is from RefSeq and is a predicted model, not a curated record. Lineage: Eukaryota; Fungi; Ascomycota; Eurotiomycetes; Eurotiales; Aspergillaceae. Gene Ontology annotation, biological process: transmembrane transport; carbohydrate transport. Gene Ontology annotation, molecular function: carbohydrate:proton symporter activity. The coding region runs from base 146 to 1702 and encodes 518 amino acids. Gene Ontology annotation, cellular component: membrane.
AAAGCCACACGAGACGUAGCUAGCGGGGUGCGAAGGAAUAAACCGCCGACGUAUUGGCGCCUCUCAGGCCAUCCUUGAAAUAGCCUGCGCUUCCUCGGUUUGCCUAUGCCGAGUUUACUGUCUUCAUCAAACGUCGGAACUCACAAUGGGCAUCAGCAAAGCAGACACAUCGAGCAAGCAUGCAGGAGAAGAUCACCUCGCGGCGGUCCUCCCUUCAGGUCCUGCAUGGUACAAGCAGCCUCACUUGGUGCGACUCAAUCUCAUCAUCCUUUCAUUGGUUAUGUUCUCAUCCGCCAAUGGCUUCGACGGAUCUCUCAUGAACGGUCUUGAAGCCUUGGACCAGUGGAAAUCUUUCAUGAACAAUCCUACCGGGGCAAAACUGGGAUGGCUGAAUGCCAUCUACUGGCUUGGCUGCGGCAUUGGCUACCCAAGUGCAUCCUGGAUUGCCAAUCGAUAUGGGCGCAAGCCAGGCGUCUACCUUGGAUACGUCUUCUUGACGCUGGGCUGUGCUCUCCAGACUGCUGCCCCCAAUGCAACUGCGUUUAUGCUUGCUCGUCUCUUUCUGGGAGGCGCGUCUGCCCUGUUCGGCAAUGCCGUUCCUCUGCUCAUCAACGAAGUCGCCUACCCGAGUCACCGCAGCAUUUUCAACUCGCUGUUCAUGUCUGGGUGGUAUGUCGGUGGGACAGUCGCUGCUUGGGUCGUCUUUUCGUCUCGUACCUACAGCUCCUCUUGGGCUUGGCGACUCCCUUCUGUCCUCCAGGCCCUAGUGCCUGUUGUUGGAUUACCAGGGUUCCUUCUGGCCCCGGAAAGCCCUCGCUGGCUGAUCUCAGUAGGCCGCAAUGAGGAGGCUCGGGCAAUCCUUACACGCUAUCACGCGGCUGGCGAUGAGAGCUCUCCCCUUGUGGCAUAUGAAUUCUCCGAGAUCACUUCGACCAUCCAAGCGGAGCAAGAAGCCCACAGCAGUGGCAGCUACUUAGAGAUGGUGAAGACUCCGGGAAACCGAUGGCGCCUGAUGAUCUCUAUUACUUUGGGACUAUUCGCGCAGUGGACCGGCAACGGAGUGAUCUCGUAUUACCUGUCGCUCAUCUUGGACUCGAUCGGAAUUACCACUGUCCGUGACCAGACGCUCAUCUCGGCCUGUCUGCAGAUGUGGGAUCUCAUCUUUGCUGUUUUAGGAGCGUUUCUGAUUGAUAACUUUGGUCGCCGUCGAAUGUUCCUUUCCUCGGCGGGCAUCAUGUUCGUCAGCUACGUGCUGGUGACAGCGCUCUCAGGAUCUUUCCAGACCACUAACAACGCGGCCACGGGGGGUGCUGUGAUCCCGUUCCUUUUCAUCUACUUUUCAGGAUACUGCAUUGCUUUGACCCCGUUCUUAACUUCGUACCCCUGCGAAAUCUGGCCCUACCGACUGCGAUCCCGCGGUCUGACCGUGACCUGGGUGGCGACGAUUAUCGGCAUGUUCUUCAAUACAUUUGUGAAUCCGAUUGCUCUGGAUGCGAUUGGGUGGCGGUAUUACAUUGUGUUUAUUGUGGUGCUGGUGCUGUUUGCAGUGACUGCAUUCUUCUUCUACCCAGAGACAAAGGGAUACUCGCUGGAGCAGGUGGCGGUGAUCUUCGAUGGGCCGGUAGAGAGGGAAGAGGAUGAAGAGAAGCGGUUCGAAGAGAAGAAGGUGAAUAGUGUUCAUGAGGAGAGAGUUGCGGCCUGAUACUAUAUACGACGAAUGAUACUACAAUCCUUGAUCCAACACCCGCUCCACCUCCGCAGGCAAAUCAUAGCCAAACACCUCCUGCUGCUGCCUCGCAACCAACCCAGGAAAGAACCCUGCCCACAUUAGCACGAUCCUCUCUCAACACCCCAAGGAAUAAACAUACCCAUAACCCACAUCACCCAAUACAUCACCCACUCC